AUGGAAGAUAUUUGUUCAAAAGCGGUGGCAUUUUUUAUGGAAGAAGUACAAAAGAUGAUCCUGAGGCAGAAACUGAUACAAUUUGUUAUUCAGGACAUACGUGGAUUACCAAUGUUUAUGUCCGGCAGCCGAGCCGAGUGUAUUCAGGGGCUGGACUCCGACACUGAUAUCAUUUAUGAAUCUACAACUGUGAAGGCAACAGUUAGCACUGAACGAGCACGUCUUCUAAAGGAUAGGUAUCUGGAAAAUACAUUGCCUUUAAAGAGGGUGCAAUAUAACUACUAUGCUAUCGUAGUAAUGGAUACGAUGGAUAUACAUCCUGGCUAUACAAAAGUCAAAGUUUUUGAUAUUAAACAAAACACUUCACAAACUACCAUUGAUGUUAAAUCGCUUUGUUUUGAUGAUACAGAAUAUGUUUCAAGCGCACAGACGUCCCAAUAUUGGAAGGACAAAAUAGCACAAGGACAUAUAUUUCCAUUUCGUGGUAUGCAUACAAAAUUUCAACCCCAUGGUCCAUGCAUAAAAUUUCAAUUCGGAGGACUGGAACAGAUACACGAAAUAGACACGCUGUUUUCUUUGAAAUGCGAUUGGCCGGUAGCCGCUGACGAAUGGCUAACAAGACGCUGUGAACACCAAUGGCCUGACUUAAAGACAAUAGAGAAGAUACAGUCGAUGGGCUGUAGUUUGGUUCCUAUUGGACACGCAGAUUCGCCAGAGAAACACCUGGAAUGGAGGAUAUCUUUUAACAAGGCGGAGAGAGAGCUCGUUUGGUCUUUCAAUGGCACUCAGUACGCUUGCAUUUAUUUCAUGAAAAUUUUCUUCCACGCGAAGAUAAGACCAAAGUUUCCAGAUGUUUUCCCAUCUUACUUCAUCAAAACUGCAAUAUUUUGGUUGAUAGAGAAAUCACCAACUGAUUUUUGGAAACCAGAAAAUCUCCAUAUGUGUCUUGAGAAAUUGCUGGAGCAGAUCAUCACUUGUGUGGCAAAAAAAGAAGUACAAAAUUAUUUCAUCCCAGAAAACAACAUGAUUGACACUAGAUCAACAAUGCGUUUAGAACAACUUCAUUCUGAGCUGCUGAUUUAUGAAAAGCUGGGACCCACAAAAUGGAGAGAUGUGAUCAAAAUGAGAAUUGAGGAAAAGGAUGAAAAUGACGUGUACGUUCAUCAUGUCGAAAUUAAUUCACUAUGUAAUGUGCGUCAUAUUUCUUUGAACGUCCUCAACACAUUGGAGUCAGACACAUUUUCAGCACGUUUAGAGCACAUCAAUGAGAAGUUAAAACAGGCCAAAGGAAAAGGUCUCUUUCAGAACUCGUGUUUACUGUUACAACAGGAAAUAGGAACAUUUUUGUCUAUACACAACUUUCAAAGAAGUUUCUCAGAAAAUGACGCGACAAAAGAAGGCGACGCUCUUCAGACAUCGCUUGAAACACUGGCUGACACGUCUUUUUGUUGUGGUCGAUUGAUGCUAGCAACAUAUCAUUUAUACCUCAAAAGAUUCAAUGAAGCACAAGGUAUUGCUGCCGAUGUCAUCAGAGGCUACAACAACACAAUUGUUCAUUACUCGUUCUAUAACAGAGACAAAACUCCCAAGGAUGAAGACUUCGUCGAGAUGUUUCGCCAAAAAACGAGCUCUUUUCGAGAAACUUUAAAGCAUUUCAUAGCGUUUGACGUUGUAUGCCCUCCUCUUUUGACACAAUUUUACCCAGAAGCUGUUCAGAGUGCCAUGUCGAAAUUCAAUGAGGUUUUGUUUAUCAACCCUUUGUUCUAUGCAUAUGUACUACAUCUACAUUGCUCUAUUGAAUUGGGAAAUUCCAUCCGAACUUCGAAAGUGGUAGAUGAUUUGGUUUCAUUCAUGGAAAAGAACUCCAAAACUUUCCGACAAACACGGGACUUCCCAUUAUGUUACAUAACAGGAAAAUGCCUACAUCUCGUUGGCAGGACAGAAAAAGGCAAUGAGUAUAUGACAAUGGGUUUUGAAGGUAAACAUACUACAGCACUUUUAAUAUUAAUAUGA
Molecule: messenger RNA, 2013 nt
Organism: Ylistrum balloti
Lineage: Eukaryota; Metazoa; Mollusca; Bivalvia; Pectinida; Pectinidae
Exons: 1
Coding region: 1-2013 (670 amino acids)
Source: RefSeq, a predicted model, not a curated record